Messenger RNA from Cuscuta europaea, 1490 nucleotides. Lineage: Eukaryota; Viridiplantae; Streptophyta; Magnoliopsida; Solanales; Convolvulaceae. The record is from the annotation of a GenBank genome assembly.
UCCAAAGUAGACACAUGCAUGCCUUCCAAUAGAAUGGCCAACUAAACUCAGGAAAUCCCCCAUCAACAUCAGAGAGUAAAGCGAAUGAAGAAGAAGACCAACAAUGGUUUUGAGUUCUGCGAUGUCUGCAAACUGAAUCACAACCAAGGCAGGAAGCACAACUAUUUCCCCAGCCACAAGAAAUCUCUGGAGGCGGCGCUCUCUCGGUUCCGAUCGAAACUCGCUGACAUCCGCUUCUUCCUAAAAAACCCUACCCCUCUUCGUCCCGAACAAGCCCCUCUCAAUCGCCUCUGGUGCUUGUUCUGCCAAUUCGAUAUCCUUGAGCUCCACAGCUUCCACACCAGUGAAAAUGCUAUUGCGCAUCUGGCUAGCGAGGACCAUUUGAAGAAAUUGAAAGGAUUCCUAUGGAAACACGGCGGUGCAAUGGACAAAAUCGAUUUCUACCGGGUUAAGGAGCUUGAUUUUGUUAAGUGGAAAAAACAAUGCAAAGCAUCAAAGAAGGAGGCUGUUUGCGAAGAAACUCAUGGGCCCUUAAUUGGACCGUCGAAUGUAAUGAGAGGUCUCAGAUAUACGAAUCAGAGUUACCAAUCCCACAGGGUGGUCAUAUGGGCUCACAAUGCGGGGCCAGUUCAUCCUGCAUUAAUUCAUCUAGGUAUGGGAUUGCUGGACAAUCUACACCAUCGUUUGGAACUGCAAACUUAUCUUCUCAUCCUCUCAUUAAUGGCUUUGCACCCCUGAAUGAGAAAAAAGCUAAAGAGGGAACCCUAUCUUUGGCACAAGAAGCGAUCAUAGGGAAUGUUCAUUCUGGAGCACCUCCUCCGUGGUUACAUGCUUUUGAACAAAAUCAGUUAGAUUCUUUGUCAAAGUCUGGUCAAAAUGGCAUUGGCUCUUUAUGUCAAAAGAGUAAAUGCUCUAAACUAAACCCAAAACGGGUUGGUGCUGCAUGGGCUGAGAAAAGAAAACUUGAGAUGGAGUUGGAGAAGAAAGGAGAACUUGUCAUGAAAAAUGCUGAUGCAAAUUGGCUUCCCAAUUUUGGAAGAGUUUGGCAAACUGGCAGUAGGAAGGAAUCUAGAAAAGAGUUUCAGAUUGAAAACAAGUCGUCUGGGAAAAUUGAGAGCCAAUCAUCUAGUGUGAUACAAUUACAGCCUUAUAUCAGCAAACGAAUGCGCACGGAUUUGGUGGAUAUACCUGAGCAGCCUAGCAGUUCGGAGUAAAACCAUAUUUAGACUACAGAGUGCAUCAUUGUAUAUAGAAGUAGUAAACCCAUGUGUUGCUAUGCUAGGGGUUGAAUAUAUGUUUUGAUAUUAUUAGCUGUGGUGCAUACUGCAUAGUACUGUCUUUACUACGGGUUUCGUCGAGUUGGAUAUGUUAAUGCAAUGCAGCUAUGAUUUGAAAAUUUGGGUCGAUGCUAUUUGUCUGGUUGACCCCUUUCCACCAUUUGUAAGUAUUGCUAAAAAAAUUUAUACUUGAUUCCAGAAUGCUUGUACUCU